AAGAAUCGGAUCGGAUCGCUGGAAGAAAAGCAAUUGUUCGGAAAGGUGCGAAUGAGAAAAGAGGGAAUUUGAUCAUCUGUUCCUUCAUUUCCAUCGAGUGUUGUUGGUGUUCCGGACUGAUUGAAGUCAACUGAGUGUCCUAAGAAACAAGAGCAAGUUGCCUGUUGAGCCUGCCUUGCGUUCGCAAUAGCCGGAGCCAGUCAAUUUGCAGACCAUUUUUGCCUCGAGUUCACCACCACCUUAAUUGAUCUCGUAACCUGAAUCAACGGGCUGAGGCAGAGCUAUCUGCACGAGCAGUGGCAUUUCGUACGAAUCCAAUGGAGCAGCGGAAGAUGAUCGCCGAUCUCCUCAGGGCAAGCACGAAAAGCUCGUCCCUCCGCGGCGGCGUCCAGCUGCACGCCGCCCUGACGAAGCUCGGGUUCGGAUCGGACACCAUGCUGAGCAACAACCUCAUCGACAUGUACGCCAAGUGCGGGAGGCUGGACAGGGCAGGCGAGGUGUUCGACGGAAUGCCCGGCAGGAACGUGGUCUCCUGGACGGCCUUCAUGGUGGGAUUCCUGCAGCACGGGGAGGUCAGGGAGUGCCUCAGGCUGCUCGGCAAUAUGCGGGUCUCCUCCGAGGCCACGCCGAACGAGUACACGCUCUCGGCGAGCCUCAAGGCGUGCUAUGUCGUCGGCGACACGAGCGCCGGUGUUCGGAUCCAUGGAUUAUGCGUCAGGGCAGGGUACGAGGAGCACCACGUCGUGGCCAACUCGCUGGUUCUCAUGUACGCCAAGGGAGGAAGGAUCGGCGACGCACGGCGAGUGUUCGACGGAACCGCCUUCAGGAACCUCGUCACCUGGAAUGCCAUGAUCUCCGGGUACACUCACGCCGGCCACGGCAGGGACGCGCUGCUCGUGUUCCGGGAGAUGCAGCAACGGCACGAGGAUCAGCCCGACGAGUUCACCUUCGCCAGCUUGCUGAAAGCAUGCAGUGGCCUUGGCGCGGCACGCCAGGGCGCGCAGGUUCAUGCAGCCAUGACGGCUAGAGGGUUCUCCACAGCAUCCAAUGCUAUCCUCGCCGGUGCACUUGUCGACCUGUACGUCAAAUGCCGGUGCCUGCCGGUGGCAAUGCAAAUUUUUGAUAGCCUGGAGCGGAAGAACACCAUCCAGUGGACCACGGUGGUCGCCGGCCACGCGCAGGAGGGGCAGGUGAAGGAAGCGAUGGAGUUGUUCCGACGGUUCUGGAGCUCCGGCAUCCGAGCCGACGCCCAUGUUCUGUCCAGUGUGGUCGGCGUGUUUGCAGAUUUUGCGCUGAUCGAGCAGGGAAGGCAAGUGCAUUGCUACACAAUCAAGAACCCGGCCGGCCUGGACGUGUCAGUGGCGAACUCGAUAGUUGAUAUGUACCUCAAGUGCGGGUUGACCGAAGAGGCAGAACUGCGGUUCCGGGAGAUGCCGGCGAGGAAUGUCGUCUCAUGGACAACGAUGAUCAAUGGCCUCGGAAAGCAUGGCCAUGGCCGUGAAGCAAUCAACAAGUUUGAAGAAAUGCGAAGGGGAGGCGUUGAGCCCGACGAGGUGGCCUACCUGGCGUUGCUGUCGGCAUGCAGCCACGCCGGCCUUGUUGAAGAAUGCCGCUUGUACUUCUCAAAAAUCCGGCAGAGCAGGAGGUUGAGACCGAAAGCAGAGCACUAUGCCUGCAUGGUUGAUCUCCUCGGGCGCGCGGGAGAGCUCAGGGAGGCCAGGGACCUCAUCCUGACGAUGCCAAUGGAGCCAACCGUUGGCAUAUGGCAGACACUGCUGAGCGCCUGCAGAGUGCACAAGGACGCCGCCGUGGGCAGAGAGGCUGGCGACGUCCUCCUGGCCAUCGACGGCGACAACCCGGUGAACUACGUCAUGCUGUCGAACAUCUUCGCCGAGGCGGGGGAGUGGCGCGAGUGCCAAAGGGUAAGGGAUGCCAUGAGGUGCAAGGGACUUAAGAAGCGGGGCGGGUGCAGCUGGGUGGAGGUCGACAAGGAGGUGCACUUCUUCUACGGCGGCGACGACACGCACCCGCAGGCCGGCGACAUCCGCCGCGCCCUGGGGGACGUCGAGAGGAGGAUGCGGGAGCAGCUGGGGUACAGCACCGAUGCGCAGUUUGCUCUGCACGACGUGGACGAGGAGUCGCGCGCGGAGAGCCUGAGGUUGCACAGCGAGAGGCUUGCUGUCGGGCUGUGGCUUCUGCGCCAUGGCACGGACACCGGAAGCGGCGGACAGGGGGAGGUGAUCAGGGUGUACAAGAACCUGCGGGUGUGCCGGGACUGCCACGAAUUCUUCAAGGGUUUGUCGGCUGUGGUGAGGAGGGCGUUGGUGGUGAGAGACGCGAAUAGGUUCCACAGGUUUGAACAUGGCGCGUGCUCCUGUGGGGACUAUUGGUGACUACACUGAAUCGCUUCUGCAGCCCCAGCCGUUGUAUCAUCGUUCCCUAGUUUUUCUGUUUCGAUCUGACAGUCUGCUAACGAGCAGAAGAAAGAGCCUUGACCAACCCUGCCCAUUUCGUCACUUCAGACCACGGAGCCACCAAGAACAGAUGAUCAGCUCUAA
Phragmites australis (common reed) is the source of this 2558-nucleotide messenger RNA. Its product is annotated as putative pentatricopeptide repeat-containing protein At3g15130. The record is from RefSeq and is a predicted model, not a curated record. The coding region runs from base 318 to 2393 and encodes 691 amino acids. NCBI's taxonomy places the organism in Eukaryota, Viridiplantae, Streptophyta, Magnoliopsida, Poales, Poaceae. The transcript has a single exon. Gene Ontology annotation, molecular function: protein binding; zinc ion binding; RNA binding. Gene Ontology annotation, biological process: RNA modification.